AUGCCAUUUAUCGACGAUGAGCUGCUGUGGUCCCCGGACAACGAUGGACGGAUGGUGGAUCUGCAGGCGUGUCUGCAAACGGAGAGUAAUCAAACGGCAAGCCAAACGGCGGAACUGGCAAACGGUGGCUGUGAUUUGAACACGCUCGACGACCAGCUGGACAAUGACUCGGAUGAGCUGCUGCGGCAGCUGACGGAAAACUCGUUUGAGCUGGAACAGUUUUUCCAAGACUUUCCACCCACCGAAAUCAAAGUCGAGGAAAACAACAACGAUCUGCAGCUGGACGAGGAAACGAGCGGCCAACUCUUCCUCCAGAGCUGCAAUCAGUUCCUCUCGUCCGCUGCCGCCGCCGCCCAGCUCAGUGCCCUUUCCGGCGACCCGAACGAGUCCGACGGAAGUCUCAACCGACUCUGCUCGGGUGGAAACGAUCAGCUGCUAGGCUCUAGCGGUCUCACUACCCAGCAGCUGCAAGAACAGUUGCUAAUCGCACAGGCACAGGGUUUGCUGCAGCAGAAUCGCUUUAACAAUUCGCUGCUCGCCGAAAAACUCCUGCAGAACCACCAUCAACAACAGCAGCAACAACACUUGGAGGCACUCGGAGUGUCAUCCAACAACACCAACAACAAUCACCACCAUCCCCACAGCAACAACAACAAUAGCAGUAGCAGUAGUAGCAGUAAUGGUGGAAGGGCCAAUAAGCCGCCCGAUAUCGUCAUCAAAGGUAUGUUCAACAAUCUUGCUCCAACUGGUCGGUACAACCGUUCAAAGGAACUCUCCUGA
Anopheles coustani is the source of this 780-nucleotide messenger RNA. RefSeq names its product ecdysone-induced protein 74EF-like. NCBI's taxonomy places the organism in Eukaryota, Metazoa, Arthropoda, Insecta, Diptera, Culicidae. The transcript has 5 exons. The record is from RefSeq and is a predicted model, not a curated record. The coding region runs from base 1 to 780 and encodes 259 amino acids.